CUUUCCUGAGUGCUUGUCAAAGACCCCAUCAAGGCCACAUUGCACUCUUUGUCAAAAAGCAAGCAAGAAGCAGCAAAACUUGCCUUUACGGAUUUCCCUCCUGUCCCAGGGCUUUGCCAGCUUCCAUUCUGCCUCUGAUAGCCUAGGAAGAAAAUUCUGCGCGACUACAAUUUCGGUUUCCAGUUUCGGUUUCCAGUUCGCUUUCAAUUCCCGCCUGAAGGCCGGCUGCACGUUGGCGUUACUCUGGAGGGAGGAGCGAGCGACGUGUUGCAGAGGAUUUCUGCACAAUCCUCCAGACCUCUCUGCACCGCGAGCAGAGGAAAGUAAAUCUCCGCCUCUCGUUCUGGGUCCUACUAGGGGGCUGGGCAGAGACAGAGAUCCCCGCACAGAUGGACCCGACCCCGGACCUGUAUGCGACCCCUGGCGACAGGCUGGACGCCUUCCUGGAGCACAGCCUUCAGCCCCGCUGGGAUUGGAAGGAAGAAGGACAGGAUGCCUGGCAGAGAGUCGAGAGGUUCUUUCGGGAUCAGUGCUUCCGGGAUCAGCUGGUUCUGGACCAAGAAGUCAGAGUGCUGAAGGUUCUCAAGGCCGGCUCUUUCGGGAAGGGGACGACACUGAACCAUACCUCGGAUGUCGACAUGGUUCUGUUUCUGAGCUGCUUUACCAGCUUCCAAGAGCAGGCAAAGCACCGAGGAACCAUCAUUGACUUCAUUAAGGAGAGACUGGAUCACUGUAGUGAAAGCCUGGCCUACAACAUCACGGUGGUUCACUACAGACAGGGAUCCAGGAAACCUCGCUCCCUAACCUUGCAGGUCCAGUCUAAGAAGAGCAGUGAUGUCAUUCGCAUGGAUGCGGUCCUGGCCUUCGAUGCUCUGGGACCCCUUUGCCCAGACUCUAAACCAGCACCAGAAAUUUACGAAGAUUUAAUAAGCAGCUACAGUCAUCCUGGGGAGUUCUCACCAAGCUUCACAGUGUUGCACAGGGACUUUGUCAAAAGGCGCCCUGUUAAACUGAAAAACCUCCUGCGGCUGGUGAAAUUCUGGUACCUGAAGUAUGUGAAAUCCAGGUAUCAAAAUACAGCUCUGCCCUCAAAGUAUGCACUGGAGCUACUCACUAUCUAUGCCUGGGAAAUGGGUACUGACCAGCAAGAGAACUUCAACAUGGAUGAAGGAUUUGUGGCUGUGAUGACUCUCCUCAGAGAUUAUGAAGAAAUUUGCAUAUACUGGACCAAGUAUUAUGAUUUCCAAAGUGAGAUUGUUGGGAAUUUUAUUAAGCAACAAUUGAAGAAGACGGGGCCCAUCAUCCUAGACCCAGCUGACCCUACCAACAACCUGGGCGAGGGAAGAAGAUGGGACCUGGUGGCCCAAGAGGCUGUUAACUGCCUGCGUCAGCCCUGCUGCCGGACUGAUGACCCCAGCCAGGGCUGGCAUGUACAGCAAGCAAGGGACGUGCAGGUGACAGUGAAACAGACAGGGAAGGAGAACUGGACACUCUCAGUGAAUCCCUAUAGCCCCAUCUGGAAGAUGAAGGCAGAGAUCAAGAAAAGAAAUUGUAACACUGGAAAUCAGCGUCUAUCCUACCAGGAGCCAGGAGGGGACAGGCAACUGCUCAGAAACAAGCACACCCUGGCAUCCUAUGGGAUCUUCUCUAAGGUGAACAUCCGGGUGUUGGAGACCUUCUUUCCUGAGAUCCAGGUCUUUGUGAAGGAUUCUCAUGGCCAGAGCAAGCCUUAUGCCAUAGAUCCUGAUGACACCAUCCUUGACCUGAAAGAGAUUAUUAUGGAAGCUGGAGGACCUGCAGUGGAGGAUCAGAUAUUGAAGUUCCAGGGUCGGACACUGAGAAAUCAUGAGAGCCUCGACGACCUAGAGAUCGAAGACUCUGACACUAUCAUGCUUAUUAGGAGAAGCUGAACGAUUCCAGGAGCGCCUGUAAUGUAGACUCCCAUGGUCCUGUUCCCCACCCCACCCUUUUCUACUCACUGUGCUAUUUCUGAAACCUAAAUAUACACCCCUGCAUAAAACCCUCCAAUGUCUCCCCAUUAUCUACAGAGUGAAGUCCUUUCUUACCCCUCAGUCGCUCCUCAGCAUUCAGAAUACACUGCAUGUUUCCUAACAUUAGCAAUUCCAGAACUCUGACUGCUGGGUCACAACUCCGUCACUUUAAGUCACCUGUCCUCCCUCUCCUCCCUGUUUUCAUCUUUCAGUGCCCCAAUUUCUAAAUCAUUGAACCUCACACCAGUACAACCAGCAUCGCUUAGCAAGUGCUUAGAAAGGAAAAUUCUCAGCUACAUUCCCACACUUAACCUGAGUCAUAUUCCCAGGUGGUCGAACUCAGGAGCCUGUGUCUUAAUAGCCCUUCCAAGUAAUUCCAAUGCGUGCUCAAUUUGGGGACCACUGCUGGGUACUCUACACAGCUGACCAAGUCAUCCUUUUCCCUUAUCCUCUGGCGUACUCAGAUCUAAAUUCCGAAAAAGCGCCUGAGCCGUCACUAUGUCCCUUUGUUAGAUCAUCUAUUUCCUGUCUGAUGAGACUUGAGCAAACUAUGUCUUACUGCUUCUGCCCCGUGAACUACAGUGGUAUCUGCCCCGUAUCAACUCUUGGCACAUAUUUACUGAAUAAAGGAAUGAGUCCAAAAAAAA
This is a messenger RNA of Cavia porcellus (domestic guinea pig), 2638 nucleotides long. RefSeq names its product 2'-5'-oligoadenylate synthase-like protein 2. Gene Ontology annotation, biological process: negative regulation of viral genome replication; regulation of ribonuclease activity; defense response to virus. Gene Ontology annotation, cellular component: membrane; cytosol; nucleoplasm. The record is from RefSeq and is a predicted model, not a curated record. Gene Ontology annotation, molecular function: protein binding; 2'-5'-oligoadenylate synthetase activity; double-stranded RNA binding. The transcript has 7 exons. NCBI's taxonomy places the organism in Eukaryota, Metazoa, Chordata, Mammalia, Rodentia, Caviidae. The coding region runs from base 390 to 1910 and encodes 506 amino acids.